AUGGGCUGGGCUAGGCCCAAUUCCUUAAAACUCAGAAAUCAGCCCAGAUUUCCAGGCCCAGUCCCUUUUCAUUUUAUUUUGAAUCAAACUUUCAAGGGCAUUUGUGUGAAUGGACAAGACAGACUUCGAACAGUGCCUCUAGUAUUCACAUCACAAUUCAUCCCUCAACCCUUAUCCUAUCUUCUUCUUUUUCAUCACUGCUCUCAUCUCUCUCUAAUACGCAAUGGCUUCAGCGUUGUCCUCCGUCGCUCUGUACCCCCUCAUUAUUCUUCCCACCCCUCCGUUACAUUUCCCAAACAAUCCCUCGAUUUUCCCCUCAAAAACAGCACCACUCUACUUCGCCGCCGCGCCACCUCCAUCCGCCCUCUCGCUGCCGUCGACGCCCCUGAAAAAGUCGUCGAGCUUGGGGACCAGAUCUCAAACCUAACCCUUGCUGAUGCGCAGAAGCUCGUUGAGUACCUCCAAGACAAGCUCGGCGUCUCCGCCGCGUCCUUCGCCCCCGUUGCUGCCGUAGCUGCGGCGCCUGCGGCAGGCGAGGCGCCCGCAGCCGUUGAGGAGAAGACGGAGUUUGAUGUUGUGAUCGAGGAUGUUCCUAGCAAUGCUAGAAUUGCCACCAUUAAGGUGGUUAGGGCUUUGACCAACUUAGCUUUGAAGGAAGCGAAGGAAUUGAUUGAAGGAUUACCGAAGAAAUUUAAGGAGGCAGUGUCGAAAGAGGAAGCUGAGGAGGCGAAGAAGCAGCUGGAAGAGGCCGGCGCCAAGAUCGCCAUUGUUUAGUGUGGCUGCUCAGUUAAUGAAAAACAAUUGAGAAAGGAAUUGGACGUAUGUUUUGUCGAUUUAUUUUUUUAGUUGAGUUAAAAUAUAUGUAGAUGGAGUGAUUGUGGAUUCGUAUUUAAUUUCAACCCAACUUUCUCUUCCA
Molecule: messenger RNA, 916 nt
Organism: Sesamum indicum (sesame)
Lineage: Eukaryota; Viridiplantae; Streptophyta; Magnoliopsida; Lamiales; Pedaliaceae
Product: large ribosomal subunit protein bL12c
Biological process (GO): translation
Cellular component (GO): ribosome; chloroplast
Molecular function (GO): structural constituent of ribosome; mRNA binding
Source: RefSeq, a predicted model, not a curated record